GCAAAAAACAGAGAGAGAAAAGAGAGGAGAGAAAAGGAAGAAGAAAGAAACCUAGUACCGCGUGCACCCAGUCAGUGUGAACAUGGGUGUGAUCGCCUCCAGAGUUCAGUCUUCAGGCGUCAACCAACAUCAUCAGAGGCUAUCCGACAACUCAAUGUCCAACCCAAUGGUCGUGAAAGGUAGCAUGAGCGGGAAAGGUCGAACCUUUCAAGACGUGCCCACAGUGAUCUAUCCCGAUUUGGAGGAUGAUCAUAGCAGUGAAAUGAGUGUGGAGACCACGUCUCUCUUUACGCAAACUUCAGGCUCAUCCGUGAAUAACAAUACAGCAAGUCCUGCCUUCUCGAACAACCUUGGCCUUGAUAACGGAACAUGCAGUGUUUCUCACUCAAAGGAAGGGCAGGUAUUCCCCUUAGCCCGGUCAGAGUCUGGACACCUAAAAGUGGUGUCUAAAAGCUCGAGCUCGAAACCUGGACAUCGAAGAUCAACCACAUCGUCCACUUCUCCCCAACGACGACACCGGCGACACCGGCGAAGGUCAGCCAAGGUCACUGGUUCGAUUUCUGGGUCGCCUUCGUCCUCCGCAUCGUCCACAUCUGACGAAGCAGAUCUUACUGCCAAUGGACGUUCUCAAGGGGUCGAGAAGUCUCCUGGGAGUCUUAAUAGCGGCUUGAGCGAGGAAAUGAAGACAGCAGGGCCUCAAAGGCUCUCACGGCCUCGGAGGAGUGCGAAACGCUCGAAAAGUCAACGCAACAGGCUCCAAGCCAAUGCCAACACCGUUAAUGAAGCCUGGCUUUCACAUCCCAGUAUGUUCCAUGGGUCCAACAACAUGCCUCGCGUAGCGAGUACUGGAUGCAUCAUGGACUUGGCCAAUCUUCAAAUACAAGAUGGCUUCCAUCCAGCCAUUCCGUCACCGGCUUUAACACCCACUGGUCGAGCCUCGAAGCUAAAGCCGUUGCCAAUCACGGGCAAAGGUGGCAAAAUCUUCGACCAUCCCGCCAUUGUCCUUCCACAAGAUAUCGAAGGUCGCGAGCUCCGUGAAUUCGGAUCCGGUUGUCGAAAACGCCGAAGACCCAAACUACAACGACAGCUCAGUCUGAUUGACUUGGAAUACGAGAUUGAAGAGUUUAGCAUUCAUGGUUCACUCCGGAAUUCGACGGACAAUCGGAGUAGUCGAUCGCCGUUACAUCAUCGUAGUGAUCAGAACCUUCGGGCUGCUGCUAAAACGACAAAGACGGUGGCGAUCCCGAGCUCGCAAGGCAGCGUAGACAUCGAUGAUCAAACGCGAUUCAAUUUUACGAGCAAUGCCAUUGAGAAAUUCUCAGAAAUUGGCCAGAUUCAAGCCUCUCAGACUCUUCAACAUGGUCGGAUUGUUUCAAAAAAGCAUACAUCUUCCUCAUCUUCGAUUGUGUUGCCAGGCUUUUGUCGGAAGUACAGAACGAGUUUUAGUAACACGGUUAAAGAAUUCUGUCAACAAAGUAAACCGUAAUAAAUGACAAUGAUUCCACGC
Messenger RNA from Tigriopus californicus, 1507 nucleotides. RefSeq lists its product as uncharacterized. The record is from RefSeq and is a predicted model, not a curated record. The coding region runs from base 83 to 1486 and encodes 467 amino acids. The transcript has 3 exons. Lineage: Eukaryota; Metazoa; Arthropoda; Copepoda; Harpacticoida; Harpacticidae.